Molecule: messenger RNA, 3073 nt
Organism: Psylliodes chrysocephalus
Lineage: Eukaryota; Metazoa; Arthropoda; Insecta; Coleoptera; Chrysomelidae
Source: the annotation of a GenBank genome assembly
AAGAUUUGAAGUUCUCAAUGUUUGUUUUGGUAAAACUAGAGAAUAUAAAUUAAAAAUUAAAUAUCGUAUUGAAUUUCUAUGAUGAUAGUAUAACAAUGUUUGAACGAAAUUUAAUUUUAAAGCAUUUGGUUCUAAAGGAUUGUUUCCUAUAUGUCAACACGAAUUUAAAAUUUUUAAAGACUGGUACUUGUGUGCAACUCGUUGACUGCGAAAAUAAUGUAUUUUAUUUUUCGAUCGCAAACUAUUCAUCUGAAUUGGAAGAUAAUACUGUUGGAAUCAGUUCUUUACUGGCUAAGACUUUAGGCAUCCAAGAUAAUGUUUUAUGUCGAGUAUCUCAAAUAACUCCUUUUCCUUCAGUAGCAAGUCUUACAAUUUUUCCCGUAAAUCAAAAUGAUUACGAAGUUAUAGAAAUGUUAUCUGAUAAUAUUCAAGAAACCUUAUUAAAUCAAAUUAGAAUAGUUCAUAGUGGUCAAAAAUUUGUUAUUUGGAUAGGAAACAAUAUUAGUGCAACGGUAUGUGCUGGUAAUAUAAAUCCACUAUCGCCAGGAGCAAUAGAUUUUUUAACAGAAGUUCACAUAGAACCAGUUGUGAAUAAAACAGCAAUAAUUAGUUCCUCUACAAAAGAAAUACCCAAUACUAUUUUUAAUUUUAAAGGCUGGAAUUUUUUAAAUGAAAAUGUUGAUAUUGCAGGUAUUAAGCAGUUACAGGAGCAUUUAAAUUCUUCAUCGGAAUUGAUUUUCAGGAUAAUUCCCUUAGAAAAAUUACCAAUUAAACAGUAUAGUUUGCAGUCGAUGCAAUCUUAUUCAAUAUUCUUAUCAAGAAAGAAUUUUUCUGACGAUUUUUGUGAAAAGCAUUUUUCAACAAGAAUAUUUUCCAUAAGUCUUUUAACGAAUGAUGUAUUUGCGAAAGACCUAUAUGUAAAAUUAGAAUUUUUUGAAGAAAUUGAAGAUUUUGAUUUUGACUUGCGUCAAGAAUUAUAUAUUGGUGAAGAAAUAUUGAACUUUCUUGAUUGUGAAUUAGGAUCAAGAGUUAUUUUAAAAUCAAUCCAAAAAUACCCAAUUGUAAAUGAAAUACAAAUUAAUACUAAUAAAAAUUACUCAACCGAUGUAUUGGAAACGUUUAAAUUUUACUUAGCAAGAGGAAGUGAUCAUAAUUUUGUCUUAAAUAGUGGUAUACCCAUAGAUAUUGGCAAGAAUGUAAUUUGUAGUCUAAAAUUUCUUCCUGAUGAACCGAGGUUUUGUGUGGUGGAUGACAAUCUUGUUAGAAAUUGUAAAUAUGCAAUAAAUAUUGAAAAUGUUGUGAAAGAGAAUAUAAGAAAACAAAAUAGUAAACACAAUAAUUUUCCUCAAAAUAUUUCAAAUUAUAAGGACCUUAUUUGUGAUGGGAUAAAUAUUUUUUCUGCAGUUGAUCGGAUGGAGAACGUUUUGAUUACUGGAAAACCUGGUACUGGAAAGUCGACAGUUUUGAAACAAAUAGCGGAACAGUUACAGAACUAUCCUAAUUUUAUUUUUAUAAAGCAAGUCAGUUGUAAAACUAUAAAAGGAAAAACAAUGGAUUCAUUAGCAAAAUUUUUCUCUACUGUAUUUUCCGAACUUUUGUUACACAAACCUUCUGUAUUAAUUCUGGAUGAUUUACAUAUUUUAUGCGAGAACGUACAAGGGGAUGAAGUUGCUCCAAACUAUAUCUACUUUUCCAGGGUCAGUGAAAUGCUUCACAAUUUCUUUCAAUCGUUUUCUCACUUGAAGAAAAUUGGAAUUUUGGCAUCUUCAGAGUCAGUACAAAAAUUAAAUAAGAAUAUUUAUUCUUCACGAGGAAGCCAUUUAUUUAAGAACAUCUACGGAAUAAAAGAUUUGAUGAAAGCAGACAGAAUAUCUGCUUUAAAACAUUUAUUUAAAGAUUUUAAAAUAGAUGAAGUUGAUUUUAAUGAACUGUCUAUUAAAACAGAAGGAUUCGUUAUUCAAGAUUUAGUUGAUUUCGCGGACAAAACUGUUUUUGAAAUAUAUAAAAAUGAGCCUGAAGAACACAACUCCCUUUUACUAAGAAACGUUUAUCUGGAAAAGGCUUUGAAAAAUACCAUAGUAAUUUCUUUACAAAAUGUACAGUUGCAUUCUCCAGGAGAGAAAGAUUUCUCCAGUAUCGGAGGAUUGGAUAACAUAAAGAACGUUUUAGUGGAAAAUUUACUUUGGCCAGGAAAAUAUCCCAAUAUUUUUGCUGGUGCCCCUCUUAGAUUACAAUCCGGAUUACUGUUGUACGGUCCACCUGGAUCUGGAAAAACCGUUCUAGCCGCUGCAGCUGCUAAACAGUGCGGGAUGAGGUUAAUAUCUGUAAAAGGACCGGAAUUGCUCUCAAAAUAUAUUGGUGCUAGUGAACAGGCUGUAAGAGAUAUUUUCCAAAAAGCUCAGAGUGCAAGACCAUGCAUUUUAUUUUUCGAUGAAUUUGAUAGCUUGGCCCCAAAACGUGGUCAUGAUAAUACUGGUGUAACAGAUCGAGUAGUCAACCAACUCUUAACUCAACUUGAUGGCGUCGAGUCUCUCACAGGUGUAUGCGUCUUGGCGGCUACGUCACGACCAGAUCUAUUAGACUCUGCUUUACUUAGACCUGGAAGAUUGGACAAACAACUGUUGUGUCCUUUACCCAAUGAAGGCGAAAGACUUGAAAUUUUGAAGAUUCUUUCCAGCAACUUAAAUUUAGAGAACGAUGUUGUACUUGAAAAAAUUGCAGCUGAAACGGAACAUUAUUCAGGGGCUGAUUUGCAAUCACUUUUAUACACGGCUCAUAUGUUGACUAUAGACUAUUCUUUUGAAAAUGAACAGGUUUUAACUCAAGAUUCCAUAAUAACUCAGAAUCACCUUGAAGAAUCAUUGCAAAAAACGAAGCCUUCUUUAUCCAGUAAAGAACGAGAAAAAUAUGAGAGAAUUUAUGCGAAGUUCCAGACAGGUUCGAGUUUAGAAGACUUAAAGACGGGUACUAGGGCUACCUUAGCUUAAAUCAGUAAUUUUAAGGUUUUGUUAUAUUUAUUAACUUGUUGGUUUAAUAUAUGUUUGGUACUGUUUAAAUUUUAGUUUUAUUUAUA